Messenger RNA from Guyanagaster necrorhizus, 681 nucleotides. RefSeq lists its product as uncharacterized. The record is from RefSeq and is a predicted model, not a curated record. NCBI's taxonomy places the organism in Eukaryota, Fungi, Basidiomycota, Agaricomycetes, Agaricales, Physalacriaceae. The coding region runs from base 84 to 458 and encodes 124 amino acids. The transcript has 6 exons.
CCCUUUCAGUCUGUUCCAAAUACUGGGACGAAGCACCACGAGUUCAAGGCUCGCAAAGACCUGUUUUUAUCUAUAUCCUCACCAUGUCCGACAUGCCAUCGACCUCUGGCCAGGAGGUCGGCCAACAAUCAGAUCAGGACAAAAAGAAAUUGCCUCUCCACCGGAGUACCAUUUCUUCAGAUGGCGACAGCCUAUCGUUUGAUUCGGAGGAUGACUCAUCGCUAUCAGAAUCGGAGUUAUCCGAGGAUGCAAAUAGCGAUGAGGAAGAAGAGGAAAAUCUGACAUUGCUGCUGUUGAAGAACCCGGACAACUAUCCAGACGACGGCGACUCAGACGACGACUCGUACGAAUUCUCAGAUCGGGACACUGUUCCCUCUUCCAGCUCCGACGAGAGUUCCUAUUCGUCCUUGUCCGACUCGGAUAGCGAAGGAAGCAGUGACGAGUUUGGACGAGUUUGAUGAUGAUUCCGACCACCACAAAGAAGUCCCCAGCUCAACGGAGUUGAUGGUUAGAGCCCAGAGGGUAUUGUCUCUCAACCGUAGCUGAGAGACUGUUUACGAAGUAUCUUAUACAUCAGACUUCCAUAUAAUACAGGAAAACAGCACAAAGUAGAUGCCAACAAAAAAGGUAUAACCUGUAGACACGUUAGCCAUCAAGCGAAUAAAAAAUAAAUGGUGUACA